AUGAGGAGUUCCCAGCAUCAGCGAUGGCCGUAUUCGCCGCAGCAGACCAGAGCCCCGUGCUGAGGACACAUCUCCUGUCACGUGACUGCACGUCAAUAAAACAAAACAAAUUGGUCAGUCACUGGAAACAGAUUUACUUUAAAAAGCGUAUAACGGGUAAAGAUAGCGGGCAUGUCCGCACGUUCGUCCCUGUCGUCGGGAUCAGGGCGGUUGCCGGGCGCCACCGACAUCAUCGACCUGGACCGCUACAUGCGCGCCGCAGUACGACCCGGCAUCUCGCCCAGACACGACCGACGCGAACGCUUGGUAGUGGACGCUGGCGGGUUCGGUCGCAAGGCGGGCCGCGGGCCCCUUGCCAGCAACGCCAGCAGCAGCAGCGCGACCGCCGGCAGCAACAGCGAUCCUCCGCAUAUGAAGCGCUUCUCCCACGACUCCGGCCUCUCCGACGGUAGCAACCCCCAGCACAGGCAUCGCUCGCACAGACGGGUGAGCGGAGACGUAACAACGCAUAGGUGUAGAGAAUCGGCUCGUGGGCGGGGGUCGGCGUCGUCAUUGCUCGCGUUCCGCGCGGCCUGCGAGAGGGCUCUGCGAGAACAGCAGGAGCAGAUCGCCCGCGUUGCGCAACUAUGCGAGCGGCUCGGGGAGCGCCGAAAUGAACGCCGCAACGAGAGGCACAGCGAAAGACGCAACGAGCGCCGGACCGAACGAGUAAAGUGCGUCAGACCAAAGCCGGAACGACCGAAGGGGGAUCGAUCGAAACCGGACCGGUCAAAGCCCGAACGCUUGAAACCGGAACGCUCGAAAUCAGAGCGACCGAAGCCGAAGCGACCGAUACCCGAGUGUUCGACCACGAGCAUCGAAUCUAGCAAUAUUUCAUCUAGUAGCCGUAGUUCAAGGGAACGUCAUAAGGACAAGCAUCGGACGGACGAAUGCAAAACGUAUAAGAUAAUAAUGAACAAACUGGACGAGCUGAGUCGUCUCUUCGCGGCGCGUCGUCCGAUGGCUCCGUUGACUUUAAGCACAAAGCCAAUGACGUUGUACCGUGACGGGUUUUCCUCCGGUUCUGUCUCCGUGUCGGACAAGAUAGUGGCAACCGAGCCCGAUCUCCACACUUGCAUAACAUCGAGGCAACUAUCUCCCACAGUUCAGAUAUUGCUAACACCACGUCCGACGGAACGGAAGGUGGAUCUGCAAAUACAAACGAAAGCAACGGGCACGACGCCGAUACCGUCGGGGGAGCAGGUGCGUCAAAAAGAUCGGAUGUUACGCGGUGAGCGGCGGAGAGAAGUGAGGCCGUGCGAGAACCGCAGGCUAGCCGUCACUAGAGCUCACUUCCUAGAAAUAGCACCGCUGCAAGAGAAGCGGCCUAAUGUAGCUACAGAAAGGGUUGUACAGCGUGAUCUCAAUUCAGAUUGCAACACAACACGCAAUCAAUUGACCAGUUUCGAUCUGGAUGAUCCACUCUCAUUUUACGCGCAGGCAAAGCGUCUACAGGCACUUUACGCGGAGCCGCGUCGGGCUCGGAGUGAGGAUCGCGAGCUGCGCAACGAGAGGACGUACGAUAUGAGGGGCUUCAGUGUAGGGGGGCGUUUCGCGGAGCGGCUGGGCAAGGAGUCCCUCUGCGCGCGCUGCAGGGUAUACUGGCGCGCGUUCAGGGACUGCUUCACCACACAGCUGUUCUGCAGACCGGGGCGCGCGUGCGCCUGCUAACAUAUAUCAUAUACAUAUCUUGUAGAAAAUAUAUUAUUUAC
Messenger RNA from Papilio machaon (common yellow swallowtail), 1751 nucleotides. RefSeq lists its product as uncharacterized. The record is from RefSeq and is a predicted model, not a curated record. NCBI's taxonomy places the organism in Eukaryota, Metazoa, Arthropoda, Insecta, Lepidoptera, Papilionidae. Bases 172 to 1710 code for a protein of 512 amino acids. The transcript has 8 exons.